Molecule: messenger RNA, 4188 nt
Organism: Sphaerodactylus townsendi
Lineage: Eukaryota; Metazoa; Chordata; Lepidosauria; Squamata; Sphaerodactylidae
Product: oocyte zinc finger protein XlCOF6-like
Biological process (GO): regulation of transcription by RNA polymerase II
Molecular function (GO): RNA polymerase II cis-regulatory region sequence-specific DNA binding; DNA-binding transcription factor activity, RNA polymerase II-specific
Source: RefSeq, a predicted model, not a curated record
GAGGACGUCAUGCUGGAGAACUAUGGGAGCGUAGCCUCUUUGGCAGCAGACAUAGAGGAGACAGCUGGGGGAUUUCAGCAGUUCUCUGUGGAAAAAUCCAAGGAUGAAAACUCCAAAGGAAACUUCGGGAAUGGAGAUGGACCACAGAGACAGGAGAGAAGCCAUGCAGACAACAGAAGGGAUAAGCCCAUUCUGUCCCAUGGGGGAGACUUCCGUGAAAUCCCAGUCAAAGAAGAAACAUCAAGCAAAAGAAGAAGGCACAAAGACCUCCAUUCUAACCAGAGAAUCCACUCCAGGGAAAAUGAAAAUGAAAGUUUUGCAUUUGGAAAGACCUUCUGUGAGAACAUCAGUCUUAUUUCCAAGGAACAAAUUCUCUCAACAGAGGAACCAUAUGAUUGCAUGAAGGGUGGAAGGACCUUCAGCCGGGAAUCAGCUCUUGCUUCACAUCAAAGAAUUCUCUCAGCAGGGGACAAGCAGUGGAAAGAGGGGAGUGCGGAACUGCAUCAGCUAUUGCCAGCAAAAGGGAAGGAUGAAGAUUGGGAAGGCAGCAUUAGGAAUCAAGGCAGACCAAAGCGGCAGAAAGAAAGUCACAUAGUCGAGAUGAGAAAUAAACCCAUUCUUCGCCAAGGACAGAAUUUCUGUGAAUUGAGCCACAUGGUGGAGGAAGCAUAUAAGUGCUUGGAGUGUGGAACAACAUUCAAAGAUCAAAACCAAUAUGAGAUCCAUUUUCAAAUACACAGUGGAAAGAAAAGCCAUCAAUGCUUGGAUUGCAGAAAGACUUUCCUUUGCAGAGAAGAUCUCCUUAGGCAUAAGAGAACACAUAAAAGAGAGAAACAUUAUAGCUUCUCAGACUGUGGCAAGGACUUCUCACAAAAAUUAGAAGUUUUUCAACGCCAAAUAACACAUUCAGGAGAGAAACCAUUAAUUUGCUUGGAGAGGGGAAGGACCUCUGGUAGAAGAGAGAGUAAUGUAAAUCUUCCAAAGCAUGGUAUAAUGAGUGCACUUGAAUGCUUUCAGUGCAGGAAGUUCUUCAGCUAUAGAUCUCAGCUGCUUGCGCACGAAAGAACUCACACAGGAGAAAAAUGUUUUGAAUGCUCAGACUGUGGAAAAAGGUUCAAUCAGCGUGUCAAUCUUCAAAGGCAUCAAAGAACUCACACAAAGGAGAAACCUUUUGAAUGCUCAGACUGUGGAAAGAGAUUCAGUCAGAGUGGCAAUCUUCAACUGCAUCAAAGAACUCACACAGGAGAGAGACCAUUUGAAUGCUUUGAGUGUGGAAAGAGAUUCAGUUGCAGUGGCACACUUCUAAAGCAUCAAAGAAUUCACACAAAGGAAAGACCUUUUGCAUGCUCAGACUGUGAAAAAAGGUUCAGUCAUCAUGGCAAUCUUCUAAGGCAUCAAAGAACUCACACAAAGGAGAGACCUUUUGAGUGUUCAGAGUGUGGAAAGGAAUUCAGUCAGAGUGGUCAUCUUAAAGAGCACCAAAGAACUCACACAAAGGAGAGACCUUUUGAAUGCUCAGAAUGUGGAAAUAGAUUCAGUCAUCGUUACACACUUAAAAAGCAUAAAAUAACUCACACGAAGGAGAAACCUUUUGAAUGUUCAGAGUGUGGAAAGAGAUUCAGUCAGAGCAGUCAUCUUAAAGAGCACCAAAAAACUCACACAAAGGAGAGACCUUUUGAAUGCUCAGAAUGUGGAAAGAGAUUCCGUAAAAAUAGUACACUUCAACAUCAUCAAAAAUCUCACACGAAGGAGAGACCUUUUGCAUGCUCAGAGUGUGGAAAGACAUUCAGUCAAAAUAUCACUCUUCAACAGCAUCAAAGAACUCACACAAAGGAGAGGCCUUUUGAAUGCUCAGAGUGUGGAAAGAGAUUCAUUUGGAGUAGCCGUCUUCAAAAGCAUCAAAGAACUCACACAAAGGAGAGACCUUUUAAAUGCUCAGAGUGUGGAAAGACAUUCAGUCAAAAUAUCACUCUUCAACAGCAUCAAAGAACACACACAAAGGAGAGACCUUUUGAAUGCUCAGAGUGUGGAAAGAGAUUCAUUUGGAGUAGCCGUCUUCAAAGGCAUCAAAGAACUCACACAAAGGAGAGACUUAAAUGCUCAGAGUGUGGAAAGACAUUCAGUCAAAAUAUCACUCUUCAACAGCAUCAAAGAACUCACACAAAGGAGAGACCUUUUGAAUGCUUAGAGUGUGGAAAGAGAUUCAGUUGUAGUGGAACAGUUCAAAGACAUCAAAGAACUCACACCAAAAGUGUCCUUUUGAAUGCUCAAAGUAUGGAAGGACAUACUGUCUGAAUUCUACUCUUCAACAGCAUCAAAGACUCCAGACAAGGACAUUUUUUGAAUGCUCAGAGCAUGGAAGGAGAUUCAGAGUCACUAUCAUCAAUGGCAUCAAUGAGCUGACACAAGGGAUUGUCGAAGGCUUUCAAGGCCGGAUUCAACUGGUUGUGAAAGGGAAGCCAGAGAGGCAGAAGUCCUAGAGAGGCCGGCAAGGGAGCUGGCGUGGAGUCUGCAGAGGAAAAAGCUGCCUUUGUGGUUUCGGCUCCAGGAGCUCCUCGUCUGCGUUGGCAAGUGAGUCCGUGUGUGUGUGUGUGUGAGUGUGUGUGAGAGAGAUCCUGCUCCAGAAGAGCUGCCCCACUGGAAAGCGGGGGGGUGGGUGCUCCCUCCCUUGGCGCCCCUCUUUCCCCCCUCCUCCCUCUCUACACAGGGCUGGUGGGGGAUGAGAUGCAGCCCUUUCUCUGCAUUGUGGAGGGGCCAGAGAAGGGGACUGAAAUGUGGGGGCUUGAUCUACUAGGCAAGCCCCAAAGAAACGGGGAGCAAAGAAUGUAAAAAGGAGCCCCCUCCCCCCAAGUUCACCCCCACUUUUUGUGCCAGAAUAAAGAGCCUCUUUGUGCCAAAGAAGCCCCCCCCCCAAAAGAAGCCCCCCCCCCAAAGAAGAGUCAGGGACAUAAUUAGGAAAUGGAUGUCCCAGCCAGUGUAGACUGUUGAGGGGGGCAAUGGGUCAAGGCUGAGGAGGGGCAGGAGAUUUGGGGGAGGCACCCCCCCCCUUUGGCCCCCUCUGCUCCUUGGCAGCCUGGGCCCAGCAGGGCUUUCCGUCCUCCCACAUCAGGAUCCCAAACAGUGCAACCAUCUCCUUUGCUCUUUGGGAAACAAUCCUCUAUCCUCCUCCUCCCUUUUGAAGUCCUGGUUCUCUAAGUUGGAGGCUACUUUUCUGCUCCCCUGGGUGUGUGGAGGGGAAGGGUGGGGGCUCCAGACUCCCCAAGAUUAUGAACCAGAAGUUGUAGGAUCCCUUCAGGGUCAGCAGUGCUGGGUGCUGGAUGGAAGAAAAGGGUAAAGGCCCCCAUCUCCCAUACCCAGGAGACAUCAGUCCCUGACUUCAUUCUUACAGAUAAAGACAGCGGGCACAGCCUUUCUCCUUGCAGUGCUACCUUUCUAUGUGUGAGGAGGUUUCCAUGAUACAAGAAAACCUUAUUAGUUGCAAAGUUCUGGACUGGAAUCUCCCAUUUGCCCCCUCGAGCCAGACUGUUCAGUUUUUAGCUCUUAAGUUGUGGUUAUGGACAUGAUAUGUAAUCUGAUAGUAAACCUGGAGUGAUCCAAUGAAAAAAUAGGAAGGAUCCAUACUUUUUAACUUUUCCAAGGAACCGAACAGGCAUAUCUAAAACACCGUGGUAUCUAAUUUAGACAGCUGACAUUACGAACCACAAGAGUCAGAUUUGUUCUAAUUCUCUUUUGUUCUCCUUUUGACAUGUUGCUGUCUGUCUCCAUGUGCCCCUCACCUCCCACCCAGGGAAAAGCCUCUCUUCAUAACCAAUGAGUAAAGGCAUAUUUUCAGUGUUGAAGGCGACCUAAUUGGAAGGGAAGGAGAUGGAAGAGCAGCACCCAGAAGGACCAGGGCCUGGCAAGUCAGCAAGGAAAGACCCCCAGCCCAUCCAUGCUGGGAGUGGUGUUGCAUCCUGGGGGAGAGCUGUGCCAGAGAUCUGGGAUCAGGAGCCCCUGAACCCAGAAGUACUUUGCCAACGCUUCUGGCAGUUCCGCUACUGUGAGGACGACGGGGCUCGUGAGGUUUGCAGCCAUCUCCAUGGACUUUGCAACCGCUGGCUGAGGCCGGAGAGGCAUUCCAAGAAGCAGAUCCUGGACCGGGUGAUCCUGGAGCAGUUCCUGACCCUCCUGCCCCAGGAAAUGCAGAGC